GUUAAAACAGUAUCUAGCGUGUCGGCUGAAAUGAAGGGGUACACAGGACCAGGUGUAUCAAAGCCGAUUGAAAACCCACGCACAGGGGUAAAACAGUAUCCAGCGUGUCGGCCAAAAAAGGGGUACACAGGACCGGUGUAUCGAAGUUGCAGAUAGCAGCGCAGUUAAAAUUGUGCAGCUGUCAGCAUGAGGUGGAAAUGGGGAUGGGGAGGACACUGUUG
Messenger RNA from Ectocarpus sp. CCAP 1310/34, 221 nucleotides. Lineage: Eukaryota; Phaeophyceae; Ectocarpales; Ectocarpaceae. The record is from the annotation of a GenBank genome assembly.